AUGCACGGUGCCCUGAACGCCGCCUGCAGCGCACUGCCCCCGCGCAGCGUGGCCGACGUACUCCUUGCGCUGGCUACGCACCAGCUCUGCCCCAUCACGCUUCUGGAGGAGUUGCAAGCUUGCUUGCCCCGCGUUGCGGCGGAGAUGCAGCCGGAUGAGGCACUUACAGCGAGCUGGUCUCUCGCGGCCUUGCUCUUUUCGCGGGCAGGCGUCCUGCCCGCGCUGGUGGAACGCGCCCUGGAAGGCGAACUUGGCGUGGCCGAGGCGCGCCAGCUUCGGCAAAUCGCCCUCUCGCUGCGGCUGGAGGAUGGCGCGGAGGAGGCCUUCAAAUCCCAGGCGCCUGCUACCUGGAAUCGUCUCCAGGAGCUCGCAUGCGAGUCAUUGGCUGAGGAGCCGGCAGCUGCUGCGGAGGUUGCCGCGGAGUCUCUGGCGCAGCGCCUGGAGGAGGCGUAUGUCUUCGACGCGGCUGGUCCUAUCAUCAUGGCCCUGCACUCCAUCAAGACGAGAAACGACCUGAGACGUGUAGGAAAUCUCUACUACACGCACGCUUUUGCCUGCGCCUUUCUGCAAGCCACAGCUUCGGGGAAUGGCUGUCUCCAUCCCAUUUACUCUGCCGCGGUAGGCACCUGCACGCGCCAUCGCGGGCAGCUGACUUCCCUGCUGCCUCGGGCCACAAAUGGCUUCUGGACAAACGUCCUGGAAGAUCUCAUGCAGGCCCCGCCAUUUCAACAAAUCCGCGAUGGCCUUUUGGAGGAGUGCAGACAGCAUGAGGAGUUCCGGUACCUGAGCGUCAAUGCUACCUUCAAGAUCAAUUUCAAGGUCAUCGGGCAGGCAGACUUCCAUGCGUCGCAGUCUUCCUGGGAAAACGCUGCCAUGCCAGAAAACGAAGCAGGGUGCCGGACCCUCACUGUCGCGGCCGGACAGGUGUAG
Messenger RNA from Symbiodinium natans, 930 nucleotides. The record is from the annotation of a GenBank genome assembly. NCBI's taxonomy places the organism in Eukaryota, Dinophyceae, Suessiales, Symbiodiniaceae.